AUGUCCUCAACAUCGUCAAGAACUUCAGCUAAUGACAGCACUUCUGCAUCAACAUAUCGUGUCAACUAUUCAGAAUAUGUAGCAGAUAUUACUAAUAGUCCAAAAACAUCACGCAAGUUAGCAACAACCGGUAUUGGACAUCAUAUCAAUCCAUUACAUAAUCAAUAUCCAAAUCGACCAAAUCAACCAACACAACCGCAACAACAACAUACAGGAGGAAUGCCACAAUACGGUGGUGCUGCUGAAAAAUGUGCUCGAUGUUUAAAAGCUGUCUAUUUAGCAGAAAAAAAAGUUGGAGCUGGCCGAUCAUAUCACUCCAGUUGUUUCAAUUGUUAUACAUGUAAACGAAAAUUAGAUGCAACAACAUUAUCUGAACAUAAAGGUGAAAUUUAUUGUAAACCAUGUUAUACAAAACAAUUUGGUGCUCAUGGUUUAAUCAGUGGUGUAACAAUGUCAACUGAACAUACAACAACACAUCAAACUUAUACUUCACGUCGUUCAUCAGUUGGUAAUGAUCUUGAUAGUACACCUGCUCCAACAUUCCAACAAACAAGACAACGUGCUAAUUCAAGUGAAAAUCUCUUUCGAGAUGAUUAUAAUCCAACAAAAAAUGAUCAAUUCUCACAAAAAUAUCCACGACCUAUCGAUGUCUCAUAUGAACAAACAUCAAAUAAGAAAAAUAAUGGAGUUGAUAUUCUUGUUGAUACAAAAUAUCAAAGACCAUCCAGUCCAACAGGAUUCGCAAAACCUGUUGAUACAAAAUAUCAAACACCAACUAGUCCAAUUGGAUUCGAAAAAGUUGUUGAUACAAAAUAUCAACGACCAUCAAGCCCAAUAGGUUUUGGAAGACCUGCUGAUACAAAUACCAAUAAUAAUCAGCAACGACCAAGUCAAAUUGAAGACGAUCGAAGAAAAUAUUCAUAUGAUGGUGAUAGAAUAUCUUAUGGUAGUGGAGCAUCAGCUAUGGUUGAUAUACCUAUUGUUGUACAAACUAAACGAUCAGAUACAACAAUUGAUCGAAUGGAAUUGCCAGUUAAUCCAAUAAGAGAUAAUGAACGUAGUCGAAGUCCAUCAAUAACAUCCAAUGAUUCUUAUCAACGACAAAGUAAUCUUUCAGAUGACUAUUCUCGUUUACAUAUCAAUGAAGAUAAAAAUAAUCAAAAAUAUUCCAAUGAUAAUUCAAUGAAUACAAUUCCAUCGAAAAAUCCACUUUCAACACAAAAUUAUUAUCAUUCAUCAUCAACAUCAUCAUAUGAAAGUAAAUAUAGAGGUUCAACAUCAAAUACAAAUAAUUAUGAACGUGAACAAUUUCGUUCACGAGAAUCAUCACCAUCAGCAGUUGCUCCUAAUCGAUAUCAAUCAUCUUCACCAACAACUGGUUAUAGUUCAUCAUCAACAACAAUACGUACUUAUCCAGUAGAAACAACACCUUAUAAACCACAACAUGAGUAUUUUAAUACUCAAAUCUCAACAGACUUGGAUGAACGACGUCCAUCAUCAACAUCAUCGCAAAAUACUUCUCGCGUAUCAACAGGUUUAACUGAUUUCGUAGCAAAAACAAAUAUUGCAGGACAUUCAACUGGCAAUAACUUUUCAGCAUUAGGUGCCUUAAUUACUAAACCUCGACACCAAAGCGAUGAUGAUUUUGAUAAUUAA
Molecule: messenger RNA, 1656 nt
Organism: Adineta steineri
Lineage: Eukaryota; Metazoa; Rotifera; Eurotatoria; Adinetida; Adinetidae
Source: the annotation of a GenBank genome assembly